This is a messenger RNA of Capronia epimyces CBS 606.96, 771 nucleotides long. RefSeq lists its product as uncharacterized. The record is from RefSeq and is a predicted model, not a curated record. The transcript is spliced from 2 exons. Gene Ontology annotation, molecular function: oxidoreductase activity. The coding region runs from base 1 to 771 and encodes 256 amino acids. NCBI's taxonomy places the organism in Eukaryota, Fungi, Ascomycota, Eurotiomycetes, Chaetothyriales, Herpotrichiellaceae.
AUGGUCUACACGUUUCCGGGCAGGUUCGAUGGGAAGGUCGUUGCUAUUACUGGGGGCGCCUCAGGCAUCGGCGCUGCCCUGACGAAGCGCUACAUCGCUGAAGGAGCAAAGGUCUUGGUGGCCGACAUGUGCGAUGAGGCCAAAGGCCAGGGAUUCAUCGCACAAUUCCCUCCCGAGCAGGUCUAUUUCCACCAUGCCGACAUCUCCGACCCGGCUCAAGCAACCAGCGUCGUCACCAAGACCAUCGAGCACUUCGGCGACCUGGACAUUGUCCACAACAAUGCCGGAUAUCCCGCCUAUGGACAAAUCCCCGACAUGUCGGUCGACGACUGGGCCCGUGUCUUCCAGGUUGGAGUGGACGCUCCUUUCCACAUCUUCCGAGCUGCCAUCCCCGAGAUGAAGAAGCAUACGGAGAAGAAGACACGUGGAGUCUUCGUCAACACGAUUUCCUCGGCUGGUAUCUACGGAGACGAAGGUCUGGGCUGCUACGGCGCUGCAAAGGCCGCCCUGGCCAACCUCACUCACUCUAUGGCUGCGGAUCACGCUCUAGAUGGAAUUCGAAUCAACGCCGUCGCACCAGGCUGGACGAGGACUCCGAUGACUGCUGCGCUCAGUGAAACUCCCGAGAUCUUCGAGCACGUCGCCAGCGCCGUGCCCAUGCAUCGACCUGGUGAACCCGAGGAGCUCGCCGCUGUGCUGAUGUUUCUGGCGUCGGAAGAUGCGUCAUAUGUGACGGGUGCAGUAUCUGACAAACCAUCUCCAUCUGUCUAG